AUGGAACGGAAUCAAAACGUCGAGUUCCGCCUGGGCUGGCACGUCUUGAGGAAACAGGACACGGAGGCGGACUUGGAAGUGUAUCAUUAUCAAGAACUCCGUAGGCCUGAGCACUUCCCCCCUGAAUGGUUCCAACCUCAGCAGAGCAAGGUCCGCAGUGUCCUGGACUCGGCAUACCAGGACCGAGUAGUUGCAGUCAAGCUUAAGGAUCAAGGCGCCGCCCAACGUCACCGAGCUCACUCUGCGACCUGGACAAAACAACAGGUUGAGGCGUCCAUCAGCAACCAGACGACAACGAAGUUAGUCAAGGUCGUCGCGGCGCAUCAGCUCAAGGGCGGCGACACACAAAUUUUCGGGAGCACAACCGCCGAGACUACACAUCUCAAGCAGAAAAGGGAGUAG
Akanthomyces muscarius is the source of this 402-nucleotide messenger RNA. RefSeq lists its product as uncharacterized. Lineage: Eukaryota; Fungi; Ascomycota; Sordariomycetes; Hypocreales; Cordycipitaceae. The coding region runs from base 1 to 402 and encodes 133 amino acids. The transcript is spliced from 2 exons. The record is from RefSeq and is a predicted model, not a curated record.